Closterium sp. Naga37s-1 is the source of this 1953-nucleotide messenger RNA. The record is from the annotation of a GenBank genome assembly. Lineage: Eukaryota; Viridiplantae; Streptophyta; Zygnematophyceae; Desmidiales; Closteriaceae.
AUGCUCAUACCCAUCCUACCUCCUACCUGCCCCUCCUACCUCCUCCCUGCCCCUCCUACCUCCUCCUCCCUGCCCCUCCUAUCUCCUCCUCCCUGCCCCUCCUACCUCCUCCUCCCUGCCCGUCCCCUCCUGCCUGUCCAUCAGGUGCGAGUGUGUCCCAAGCGCCGCCAGACCCUUCUCUUCUCGGCCACCAUGAGUGGGGAGGUGCAGCAGCUGGCCAGCCUGUCACUCAACCUGCCCGUGCGGCUGUCUGCUGAUGCUUCCAUGCAGCGACCGCGCACACUGGAAGAAGAGACUAAACUUCUCUGUUCCUCCCCUUGCCAUGCCUUCGUCAUGCACCCCCACCCCACUCCUUCCUCCCCCACUCCUUCCUCCCCCACCCCUUCCUCCCCCUCUCCAGACCAGAGUGGUUCGGGUGCGAUCGUCUCAAGAGGCAGACAGAGAGGUCAUGCUGCUCGCUGCGUGCUCUGGCUGCUCAAAACAAAACCCAUGCUUCCUACUCACUCCUCCCCCUGCUCUAAGUCGACUCAAAAGUCACCUCGACUCAAAAGUCGACUCUUGAGUCGACUCAAAAGUCUGCUCAAAACAAAAUCCAUGCUUCCUACUCACUCCUCCCCCUGCCAUCCCCCCAUCCUCCCCCACUCCCUCUUCCCUCUCUCCCUCCUCCUUCUCUCCCUCCUCCCCCUCUUCCUCCUUCCUCAUUCCCUCCUGCCUCCCCUUUUCCAGAGUGAUUCGGGCUCGGAAGGAGGGACGGAAGGUGGUUCGGAAGGAAGAGGGGCAGGAGAUUCAAGAAGAGGGGAGAAGCGGAGUAAAGCACAGGGGGGAGGUGGAGUAAUUGUCUUCAGUGGCCGCAAGGUAGAGGCGCAUCGGCUGAAGAUUAUAUUUGGUCUGCUUGGAUGGCGGGCGGCAGAGCUACACGGGAAUCUCACCCAGGCCAUGAGACUGGAUGCUUUGGAGCGAUUCAGAACGCACGAUGUGGACUUUCUGAUCGCCACUGACGUCGCUGCCAGGGGUUUGGACAUUGCUGGGGUGCAAACGGUUGUCAACUACCACACGCCCCGUGAAAUCACCAACUACGUGCAUCGAGUGGGGCGGACAGCGCGGGCGGGGAAGAUCGGAUCGUCUGUGACGUUUGUGGGGGAGAAGGACAGGAGGCUGCUGAAGGCGAUGACCAGGCGGGCAGGCAGGAAACUGAAGCAGCGGCAGAUAGCCCAAGCGGCGGUGGAGAGGUGGCGGCAGCGGGUGGAGGGCAUGGAGAGGGAUGUAGCAGCCGUUAUGAAGCAGGAGACGGAGGAGCGGGUGCUGAGAAAGGCAGAGAUGGAAGCAGUCAAGGCUGAGAACAUGCUGACUCACCGCGACGAGAUAUUUGCCAAGCCCAAGCGCACGUGGUUCCAGAGCAAGAGGGAGAAGGAGGCAGUCGCAGAGGCGGCUAAGGCUGUGGCUGACGCUGAGGAGGAGGGUGGGGAGGGCGCCAGUGGGAAGGGCGGAGGAAAGGGAGGAGGGAAGGUGCUUUCGUUAGAGGAGGUGCAGGAGAAGAGGAGGAAGGAGAAGAUGAAGAAGCAGCGAGAGAAAUCACUGCCUAGGAAGAAGCGGCGAAAGCUAGAGGCAGAGAGGCAGGCACAAGAGGAGGAGGCAGAAGCACAGGAAUUUGGGCUGGAUGAUGAGAAACCCAAGGCGGGAAAGACGAGAGCCGAUCUUGCUUACCGCAAAGCCAAGGCAAUCAAAUCCGCCGAGCGGCUCCGGGCAGCUGGAAAGAUUGUCAGCCUGCCCAAGGCGGGCGGCCGGGCAGCUGGGAAGAAACCGAAGCAGAAAACGCAGUCCCGGUCUCGAGAAAUGAAGGAUUUGUUUCAAACGGAUAUGGCCAAGGGCAAGGGAGGAGGGGCAGGUGGGGCAGGAGGGGAGGUGAGGGGGAAAGGGAAGGCUGGAGGAACUUUCAAGAGCAAGAAGCGGUGA